AUGUUUUCAGAUUAUUUAGGAUGUUGGAUUUAUUCAGAUGGGAAAUCAAUUUCUUGUGUUGCUUUUGUCCUGGAGAUCUACAAAUCUGCUGGGCUUUCUGAUCCUAUUGCCAGCUCCAUACAAGUCAAUGAGUUCACGAAAUGUAGCUAUCCAAAUAUCAAUGGCUGUCGGACUUGUUCACAAGAUAAUCUGAUGAGGUCUUUCUUUAAUAGCCAUGGACAGCUAUCUGAACCAGAUUUUAGUAAAUUUUUAGAUAAAGAGAUUUGCUUAGGAGAUUUGUGUGAAGAGAUGCUUGUCAAUGCAGAUAUUUUUGGACUUUCAUCCCUCCUACGUGAGCUCAUAGGUGAAGGUUCCCAUAGACAAUUAGUUACCACAAUGGAAUUAUACCAUCAUCCAAAGUUCACUCAUUUUGUUAAUGAGCAUUUUUGCGAGGCAAUUGUUAUUGAGUAUCUUCCUACUGGGGUCUUUUCUGAUCCCUUUGAGCUGCAACGGCUUGUCGAUCGUGAAGUGUUUCUAAGUGCUUCUGUUUUUGGGGACACAAACCUGGAAUUGCCUUAUGCUCUUUCCAAUAUAUCAGUAGUAGAGAUUCACAUUAAUGUCAAGAGUGAUGCCCAAAAAAUUGUUGUUCAACUGCCACUUCAUUCUAGAUAUCCGCCUCUUAAUUCAAGUGACUACAUAAACAUAACAAUAGGCAAACCACAUUUGUUCACACGUUGCAAGCCAAAAAUCUCUCAAACUGCAGACUGUUUAUGGACUUUGAUUGAUUUGGGUGUCUUGUUUGGAAACAAUGUGACAUGGAGAAUUCCUUGUGGAGAUGCACUGCACACAAGGGCUGUAACUAUUAUAACUUUUAUAUCAUCUAUUUUCUGCUCUGUUUUUAUUGUGUUGUCAACCAUGUAUCAGUCCAAGAAGGACAAAAGCAAAAUGGAAUAGCCAUAAUUUAGCACAUAUGCUUCUUAU
This is a messenger RNA of Dendrobium catenatum, 960 nucleotides long. RefSeq names its product phosphatidylinositol-glycan biosynthesis class X protein. The coding region runs from base 1 to 933 and encodes 310 amino acids. Gene Ontology annotation, biological process: GPI anchor biosynthetic process. NCBI's taxonomy places the organism in Eukaryota, Viridiplantae, Streptophyta, Magnoliopsida, Asparagales, Orchidaceae. Gene Ontology annotation, cellular component: endoplasmic reticulum membrane. The transcript has 5 exons. The record is from RefSeq and is a predicted model, not a curated record.